AUGGACCCUCAACAGUCUUCGAGGCUUUUUGCUUUACCUUGGGAACUGCGCCGUGCCAUCUAUAGGGACCUCAUGUCUGAUAUCGAUGGUGCACACAUCUCGUUCAAUCCACGCAGCGGGCUUUUCUGGUCACCAUGUCUCGGUGCCAAUGAUGAUUCCAUGCGCCAGUCAUCACGGCCCAUAUAUCACAACGGACCUCUGGAAGACUUCUCUAGUGCAUGGGUCGAGCGUAUGAGCUCAGACUGGGGCUGUCACUGGCAGUGCGAAGAGGAGGCGCGCAGCUCGGCCGACCUGUGUGGCGAGUCGCGAUGCUGCAGCCGUAUGCACUAUGAGUACGUGACUGUCAUGAUGGAGCAUGGAUCCAUUCAUGUGACGGAUCUCGCAGUCCUCGAGCAUCUCGUCGGCAGUCCCGUGUCUCGGGUGCCAGCCGGAACACCAAGUAUGGGGCGGCAGCAGGAUAUCAUAGGUUCCAAUGACCUUUUCUUUGGUCUACGGACCCUGGAUAUCUCGCUGCGCCUCAAUCUGGCAUUUUUUGUGGCCCUGGACGCUUCGGCCCCCGAUGACCGGGCAGUGGAUGUCACAGGUCGACCAGAAUCUGAGACGGAGACGGUGGGCGCGGCUCGUGUCCGACUGGUUAGCCAUCUCGCUAUAUGGAAACGUCUACCACAAGUUCUCGGCAGCUUUCCUCUUCUAAUCCAAACAGAUAUCCGUCUGGAUCACGACGAUGUCUUGCCAUGGGCACUGAUCAACGAGCACGCCGUCUUCAAAGAGUUUGGGCAGCCGAAUAGCUGCUAUCAGACUCAGGUAGACGUCACCUUACCCCUGCUGCUGCCAUCUGGCUUGGCGGAUCCGACGAGACAUUUAAUGGUCGGUGUGAUGGAGAACAUCGGACCGGGCUUCCGGAUCCAUCGGCAAAGACGUUUCCCCUAUGUGGUAGCCAAGAAUGCGACGGGAUGGGACAUGAUACGGACGUGUUAUGAUCGAGAGUUCUCGCAUGCAAACAGCCUCGACGAGUAUCUAGAUGAACUUCGAUUGUAUGGUACUCCAUUACAGGAUCCCGACGAGUUACAUCCCGAAAUCUCAUUCGGUCCUCACCUUCUCGAUGAAUUGCUCACUUGGAGACCCCCGGCCGAGGGAAACGAAGAGAUCGUAUAUGAAGACUUACCAUCAUGA
Messenger RNA from Neoarthrinium moseri, 1173 nucleotides. RefSeq lists its product as uncharacterized. The transcript has a single exon. The record is from RefSeq and is a predicted model, not a curated record. NCBI's taxonomy places the organism in Eukaryota, Fungi, Ascomycota, Sordariomycetes, Amphisphaeriales, Apiosporaceae. Bases 1 to 1173 code for a protein of 390 amino acids.